GUAUAAAUAGGCGUACAAUUUGCUCAGCUGUUGCUGCUCGCGUGAUACAAUUCCCACAAAGGUACAUUUUGAUUGGCUGCUUAGGAUGGCCUCUGACCAAUGAACUAGGUUAUAACAUCUUCGUGCUCAAAAGCAUAAAAGGGCCAGAGCCGCCGCGUUUCGCCCCUUUCUCGAGUUCCAACUGGCGGUGUUCGUGCGUCACGGGGAACUGGCGACGUGCUAACACGUGUUCAACGUCGAUUACUUCAACUUUGCCAAGAUGGCUGGAGAUAAACCCGCGUACAAAGUUGCCGACAUCAAGCUGGCCGAGUGGGGCCGAAAGGAGAUCAUCAUGGCCGAAAACGAGAUGCCCGGCCUGAUGACGCUGCGCAAGAAGUACGGCCCGUCGCAGCCGCUGAAGGGCGCGCGCAUCGCCGGCUGCCUGCACAUGACCAUCCAGACGGCCGUCCUCAUCGAGACACUGACCGAGCUCGGGGCGGAGGUCCAGUGGUCGAGCUGCAACAUUUUCAGCACGCAGGACCACGCGGCGGCGGCCAUUGCCGUUACCGGCGUGCCCGUGUACGCAUGGAAGGGCGAGACGGACGAGGAGUACGAGUGGUGCAUCGUGCAGACGCUCUACUUCAAGGACGGAAAGCCGCUGAACAUGAUCCUGGACGACGGCGGCGACCUGACCAACCUGGUGCACGACAAGUACCCGCAGCUGCUGGAGGGCAUCAAGGGCGUCUCCGAGGAGACCACCACCGGCGUGCACAACCUGGUCAAGAUGAUGGCCGCCGGCAAACUGAAGGUGCCCGCCAUCAACGUCAACGACUCUGUCACCAAGUCCAAGUUUGACAACCUGUACGGCUGCCGCGAGUCGCUGACGGACGGCAUUAAGCGCGCCACGGAUGUGAUGCUGGCCGGAAAGACGUGCGUGGUGGCCGGCUACGGCGACGUCGGCAAGGGCUCGGCCUCCUCGCUGAAGGCGUUCGGCGCGCGCGUCAUCAUCACCGAGGUGGACCCCAUCAACGCGCUGCAGGCCGCUAUGGAGGGCUACCAGGUGACCACCAUGUCUGAGGCGGUGGCCGCCGGCGCGUCCAUCUUCGUCACCACCACCGGCUGCAAGGACAUCAUCACCGGCGAACACUUCAACAACAUGAAGAACGACGCGAUCGUCUGCAACAUCGGACACUUUGACUGCGAGAUCCAGAAAAUCUGGCUCGACGAGAACGCCGUGGAGAAGAUCAACAUUAAGCCCCAGGUGGACCGGUACCGCCUGAAGAACGGCAACCACAUCAUCCUGCUGGCCGAGGGCCGACUGGUGAACCUGGGCUGCGCCACCGGCCACCCGUCGUUCGUCAUGUCCAACUCGUUCACCAACCAGACCCUGGCGCAGAUCGAGCUCUGGACCAAGCCGGGCGCCUACCCGGUCGGCGUCCACUUCCUGCCCAAAAAGCUGGACGAGGAGGUGGCCGCCCUGCACCUGGAGCACCUCGGCGUCAAGCUGACCAAACUGAGCGACGACCAGGCCAAGUACCUCGGCCUGCCCGCCGACGGCCCCUACAAGCCCGACCACUACCGCUACUAGCCGCCGCGCGGCGCCCCUGUCGCCGUAUAGGUGACGCCACUGUCGCUGGCGCCUGCGAGUCUCAAUGCUGGUCAGGUUUUCACGUGAUACUCCCUCUGUGGCAUUCAUGUUGCGAUUGUUUUUGUUGGCGCAUUUCGCCAGAGGGAUUGGCAAUGCUGGUUGCGCUGUUUUUGAAGUCUUGUGUCAAGCGCGUCGUGCGCUGGGAGCGAUUUUAGAGGUGUCGGGGACCUCGUUUCUUACGUUUUUUUUUUGUACCACGGUUUGGAUUUUGGACACUGAUGAGCCUUUGCACUGCUACAAUACAAUAUGACGAAGGGAA
Messenger RNA from Amphibalanus amphitrite, 1886 nucleotides. RefSeq names its product adenosylhomocysteinase-like. Gene Ontology annotation, biological process: L-methionine cycle. Bases 260 to 1567 code for a protein of 435 amino acids. The transcript is spliced from 8 exons. Gene Ontology annotation, molecular function: adenosylhomocysteinase activity. Gene Ontology annotation, cellular component: cytosol. The record is from RefSeq and is a predicted model, not a curated record. NCBI's taxonomy places the organism in Eukaryota, Metazoa, Arthropoda, Thecostraca, Balanomorpha, Balanidae.